Messenger RNA from Sorex araneus (European shrew), 1246 nucleotides. RefSeq names its product malate dehydrogenase 2 (gene MDH2). Gene Ontology annotation, cellular component: mitochondrion; cytoplasm. The record is from RefSeq and is a predicted model, not a curated record. Gene Ontology annotation, biological process: malate metabolic process; tricarboxylic acid cycle. Lineage: Eukaryota; Metazoa; Chordata; Mammalia; Eulipotyphla; Soricidae. Bases 91 to 1107 code for a protein of 338 amino acids. The transcript has 9 exons. Gene Ontology annotation, molecular function: L-malate dehydrogenase (NAD+) activity.
GCCACUUCAGCGUGUGGAGGUCGUUGGAGUCACUCGUCGGCGCCCGCCCGCCCGCCCGCUCGCCCGCCGCCCGCGCCGCGCGCCGCAGCCAUGCUCUCCGCCCUCGCCCGGCCCGCCGGCGCCGCCCUGCGCCGCCGCCUCAGCACCUCGGCCCAGAGCAAUGCCAAGGUGGCCGUGCUCGGGGCCUCCGGCGGAAUCGGGCAGCCCCUCUCCCUGCUCCUGAAGAACAGUCCGCUGGUGACCCGCCUGACGCUCUAUGACAUCGCACACACGCCCGGGGUGGGCGCCGACCUCAGCCACAUUGAGACCAGAGCCAACGUGAAAGGCUACCUGGGACCCGAGCAGCUGCCAGACUGCCUGAAGGGCUGCGAAGUGGUGGUCAUCCCGGCCGGGGUCCCCCGGAAACCAGGCAUGACCCGGGACGACCUCUUCAACACCAACGCCACCAUCGUGGCCACCCUGGCCUCGGCCUGCGCCCAGCAUUGCCCUGAGGCCAUGAUCUGCGUCAUCGCCAACCCGGUCAACUCCACCAUCCCCAUCACGUCGGAAGUUUUCAAGAAACAUGGCGUCUACAACCCCAACAAGAUCUUCGGGGUGACCACCCUGGACAUUGUCAGGGCCAACACUUUCAUUGCUGAGCUGAAGAAUUUGGAUCCAGCUAAAGUCAACGUCCCAGUCAUUGGCGGCCACGCCGGGAAGACCAUCAUCCCUCUCAUCUCUCAGUGCACCCCCAAGGUGGACUUCCCCCAGGACCAGCUGACCGCCCUCACGGGGCGCAUCCAGGAGGCCGGCACGGAGGUGGUGAAGGCUAAGGCUGGGGCCGGCUCUGCCACCCUGUCCAUGGCGUACGCGGGCGCCCGCUUCGUCUUCUCCCUCGUGGACGCGAUGAAUGGCAAGUCAGGCGUGGUGGAGUGCUCCUACGUGAAGUCCCAGGAGACCGACUGCACCUACUUCUCCACCCCGCUGCUGCUGGGGAAAAAGGGCUUGGAGAAGAACCUGGGCAUUGGCAAGGUGACCCCGUUCGAGGAGAAGAUGAUCGCCGAGGCCAUCCCCGAGCUGAAAGCGUCCAUCAAGAAAGGCGAGGACUUCGUGAAGAGCAUGAAGUGAGCGGCGCCGGCCGCCUGGGCUCCCUAACUUAUUCACACAUCAUGGCCGUCCACCCUCUCCGGCCCUGCGGGGCCGCGCCCCACCCCCACCCCGCCAUCACUGGCCGGUUCCCGGCGUGUCAAUAAAAUCCGUUUUUUGA